AAAUCUUGGCUGCCUGCAAAAAACACAAAAUAUCAUAUUUUCAAACAGGAACAACAUAUUACAGAGAUUCAUGAGACAUAAAUCAUCAAGAACCAAUACAUUGAUAAACAAAAGCCUCAGAUGUUGCAGUCUCUCUCCCACCACUUUCUCAGUCCCAACAUCCCCGUGGCUCCCUCUCACCUCCACAAUUCCUCUGUUUUCUCAUCCCCUGUUAUCUACUUCCCUUACAGACCCGCAACUCUCCGCCAUGUCUUAGCCCUCCCUCGAGCCAGGCCCGAGACAUGGCUCGCGGAGGUCCCCGAACCCCCCUCCGCUCCUGCACCGCAGGAGGGUCCCAUCGAGCUCCCGCCAUCUACUCCUUCCAUUUUCGCCACCACAGACGACCCUGCUCCUAUUCAAGUCGCCACCAGCGUUCUCCUCACUGGUGCCAUCUCUGUCUUCCUCUUCCGCGCUGUGCGCCGCCGCGCCAGGCGUGCCAAAGAAAUGAAAUUUAGGUCUGAUGGAGUGAAGAAGUCAUUGAAGGACGAGGCAAUGGAUAGCUUGAGAGCAAUGGCGUCAGCUCCUGUUGAAGCUAACUCUCCGCCUUCGCCCGUUCAGGCAUUCUUGGGUGGAGUAGCAGCAGGUGUUAUUGCGCUUAUUCUUUACAAGUUCACUACUACUAUUGAGGCAGCUCUCAAUCGUCAGACAAUUUCAGAUAAUUUAUCGGUCCGCCAGAUAACUCUAACCAUAAGGACUAUUGUUAAUGGUUUGUGCUACCUUGCAACAUUUAUUUUUGGAAUCAACUCUUUCGGUCUAUUCCUUUAUUCUGGUCAGCUUGCCAUCAACUCCUUGAUGGAAGAUUCUACAAAUGAAGAAAAUAAAAGCAAAGGUGAUGAUCAGCAGUUAGGCUCACCAAAUUCAAUGGCUGAGAGUGCUACAGAUAGCCCUGAAGUAAGCAGCAGCAGCAGCAAGGCGGAUCAGAGUCCAAAUGAUGCACAAUAAUGGAAGAGAACUAAAAUCGACGUUGAGGAAUUUGUAUAAAAGAUCUCAUCAAAAUUACACAGGCAUUGUCAUAAUCAUGGUCUUUACUCUUGAUAGCAGUGUAAUCAAUCCUCCUUGCAAUUUGUUGUGUAAGUUUAGUUUCUGGAUUCUCUCUCUCCCUCUCUCCCCCCUCUCUGAUCUGAGAUGCUUUUGUACUAAAAGAGUUGUACAAAAGGGCAAGUUUGGUAAAUUAGAUGUUGUCAACAGAUUGUCAAACUGGUAGGUGUUGGCUUGCAAACAAUGUGGAGAUUCAUUACAAAAGAAUUCCAAAA
Corylus avellana is the source of this 1292-nucleotide messenger RNA. RefSeq lists its product as uncharacterized. The record is from RefSeq and is a predicted model, not a curated record. Lineage: Eukaryota; Viridiplantae; Streptophyta; Magnoliopsida; Fagales; Betulaceae. Gene Ontology annotation, cellular component: chloroplast thylakoid membrane.